This is a messenger RNA of Oncorhynchus mykiss (rainbow trout), 1233 nucleotides long. RefSeq names its product proteasome 20S subunit beta 5 (gene psmb5). Lineage: Eukaryota; Metazoa; Chordata; Actinopteri; Salmoniformes; Salmonidae. The record is from RefSeq and is a predicted model, not a curated record. Gene Ontology annotation, molecular function: threonine-type endopeptidase activity. Gene Ontology annotation, cellular component: proteasome core complex; cytoplasm.
GUGCAUUCGCAAAAAUACCAUAGAAUGAGACGUGUAUGUCGGUUGAUCUCCAAAACACUUUCAAAGAUGGCGUUGUCUAGUGUCUUGCAGAGUGAGUCUGCGGAUUUUUCAUUUAAUAAUGACCGGUCUUUUUCAUUUGGUUGUCGAUUCGGUCAGACCGACUUGGGAUUUGGGGCUGCACCGGGCGACAGACUUAAUUUCGCCAUAAAAGCUUCACUCGGCCCUGACGACAAGGACGGCCCGGAGAGAAAAAUAGAAUUUCUCCAUGGGACUACCACCUUGGCUUUCAAAUUCCAACAUGGCGUCAUCGUGGCGGUGGACUCUCGGGCCACAGCUGGCGCCUACAUCGCCUCCCAGACUGUAAAGAAGGUUAUAGAGAUUAACCCGUACCUGCUGGGCACCAUGGCUGGAGGUGCAGCAGACUGCAGCUUCUGGGAGCGCCUACUGGCCCGCCAGUGCCGCGUCUAUGAGCUUCGCAACAAGGAGCGCAUCUCUGUGGCAGCUGCCUCCAAGCUUCUGGCAAAUAUGGUGUACCAGUAUAAAGGCAUGGGCCUCAGCAUGGGCACCAUGGUGUGUGGUUGGGACAAGAGGGGGCCAGGGUUGUACUACGUGGACUCGGAGGGGAACCGUGUGUGCGGGGACCUGUUUGCAGUGGGCUCUGGGUCCAUGUAUGCGUACGGUGUGGUGGACAGCGGGCUGAGACAGGAUCUAUCUGUGGAAGAGGCGUGUGAGCUGGGCCGCAGGGCUAUCUACCAGGCCACAUACCGAGAUGCCUACAGCGGAGGACAGGUCAACCUAUACCACGUCCACAGUGAGGGCUGGACCAGAGUCUCCCAGGAAGAUGUGUUGAAGCUGCACCACCAGUACCAAGAACCAAAGAAAUAGAGAGGAGAGGGAGGAAUGGUCGAAGAGUUUUUGAGAAUUAUAAGAAUUAGGGAUGGUUGAUAAGGAUAUCGCAAUAAUUUUCUUUCGUUUUGGAUUAAUUUCAUUUUACACGUCCGUUAUGGUUUACUUUCAGAUAUGUUCCUAGCUAAUUUAAAUGUUUGAACAUUUUUCCCAAACAAUGGGCUGCAGUUCCCCCACACGGUGUUUGAUAUGCUGGGCUCAAUAUACGGCUCACUCAGUCAUGGAGUAGUCUCUCUCUUACACUGUUAUAGCUCUACCUUGUAACCAGAACUGGGAAAGCAAAUAUUUUCUCAAUAAAUCCUGAGAUGUUUUUUUUUCAGCUUGCAA